Molecule: messenger RNA, 669 nt
Organism: Auanema sp. JU1783
Lineage: Eukaryota; Metazoa; Nematoda; Chromadorea; Rhabditida; Rhabditidae
Source: the annotation of a GenBank genome assembly
AUGACUGAAAUGAACAAAUUGGAAGAGAAUAUCUUGAGUCAAUGUGAAACUUUAAAGAAUCUUUCAAGUCAAUAUGUCAAGGAAUUGGAAAUGGAAACCGAGAAAGCUCAAAAAGAAAAAUUGGAAUUGCAUGAAUAUUUGAAGAAAGCAAGUGUCCCGUUGGCAACGAUUAAGAGUGAAAUCAAAUUAAUCACUGACAAGCAAGAAAGCAUGCAAGAACUGCUUAAGGAAGUUACUGAAUUAGAGGAAGUUCUUUCAAAGAAAGAGAAGAAAGCAGAACAACAGGUGUUGGUGACAGAGAAAACGCACCAAAAGCUUCUUGAAGAUAUUUCCAAGAUAUCCACUAACGAUCUGUCUCAGACAUUUUCACAAAUCAUCGAAAAAAUUUCAAAUAUGACUGUUUUGGGACAAGCCUCACAGACCCAAAUAAAAUGUGAUCAGCGUCGCCAAUUGCAAGAUAAAGUUUCCGAAAUCGAAACCAGACUAGCUACCAAGAAGGCCAGGAUAGCUAAGCUUGAAGAAGAGUUGAAUGAAAGCAAUGGCUGUAGAAUUCCUUCGAGUGAUCGUUUUGCCUUCAAGAAAGCUAUGGCACUUCAUUAUCAGUUCAAGAAAAACGAAUUGAUCAAGCUGAAGCUAGCAGUACACCGAAUGGGCGGUAAAAUUGAAUGA